ACUUCUGAGUGAAAGGUCUGUGGUUUUUUCUAAUUAGACUCUUUCUGGAACACUUCGAAACACUCCACGAGCUCUACACUCUGCGAUUUCACAUCUUUCGCUUCUCUUUCAUCCUUAUCUUUCUCACCCUCUCUCUCUCUGCAAUUCUCUCAACUCUUCAAUUAUUCAUCUUUCACUUUCUAUCUCUUACUUCUAAUAAUACCCAUUUUCUAUAUCUAAUCUUCUUCCUCUUCUUCUAGUUUUUAUUUUAUUAUAAUACACACAUAUAUAUAACUAUGGCGCUAGAGACAUGGCUGAUCAAGGUCAAGACCGCUAUAUCCAGCAAAUUCGACGUGGUUAGAUCCUCAUCAUCGCCAGCACCGGCUCACCCCAAUAAAUCAUCACCAGCAAUGAAGAAAUCAUCAAACGUCGGCGUUUUGGCAUUCGAGAUUGCUGGACUCAUGUCCAAGCUCAUCCAUCUAUGGCAACUGCUUUCCGAUAAGAACAUGAUUCGUCUUCGUAACGACUCAAUCUCACUAGACGGAGUUCGCAAGAUCAUCUCUAACGACGAAGCUUUCCUACUCGCCCUCGCCUGCGCAGAGAUCGUCGAAAACAUCCGCCUACUCGCCAAGUCCGUCGCCCGAAUCAGCAAGCGCUGCGACGACGUUAAUCAUUGGAAUUUCGACCAAUGUUUCAGAGAUUUUGCAGAUUCCGGUCGAGACCCACACGGCUGGGUUCUCUCUUCCAAAGACAUGGAGGCCAAGAACAAGAAAAUGGACCGUUACGUUACCGUAACGGCUGCACUUUACAGGGAGAUCGAUGAGCUCUCGGUUAUGGAAGGAGGGUUGAGGAAAUUAGCGUUGCAGAUGAGCCAAAACGACGCCGUUAGCAUGAGUAACAGUAGUAUUAGUAGUAAACUAGAGGAGAAGAUUACGGAUCUUCAGCAAAAGAUUUUGUGGCAAAGACAAGAGGUGAAGUACUUGAAAGAGAGGUCCCUCUGGAGCCGAAGCUUCGAUACUGUUACUUCUGUUCUCGUCAGAUCCAUUUUCACAAUUUUAGCUAGAACCAAGCUUGUUUUCGGUUUAGGAGCACACUACCCCCCUUGUUCUUUGCCACGUAGUCUCUCUGCUUCUGCAACAGUUCACCCAUCCGAUCAUCAUCAAAGCCCAUCCAAUCUCGAUACGUGUAGUCAUUUCGUUUCUGGACCGUUAAUGAAGCGCGACGACGAUGAUGAACCGAAUAAUAAGAAGAUUUCUACUGUUAAUACUGGGUUCUUUGAGUCGAACUCGAAGCUGCUAAAGCCGCCGCCGUCGACGACGCUGGGAGCGGCGGGGCUAGCGCUCCACUACGCCAACUUGAUCAUAGUGAUGGAGAAGAUGAUAAAGUCGCCGCAGUUGGUGGGUGUGGAUGCGAGGGACGACUUGUACUCGAUGCUACCGAACAGCGUAAGAUCUUCGUUGAGGUCCCGAUUGAGAGGGGUUGGAUUCUCGGCGAGCGAUCCGGUCCUUGCCGGAGAGUGGCGGGAGGCGUUGGGGAGAAUCUUGGCUUGGCUUUCUCCCUUGGCUCACAAUAUGAUAAAGUGGCAAAACGAGAGGAGCUUUGAGCAACAGAACUUGGUACCCAAAACCAAUGUUCUUCUAUUACAGACUCUAUUCUUCGCAAACAAAGAGAAAACCGAAGCCGCCAUAACUGAAUUGCUUGUGGGUCUCAAUUAUAUUUGGAGGUUCGAGAGAGAGAUGACCGCUAAGGCCUUGUUCGAAUGCCACAUCAAUAAUAAUCUUAAUGGGUUGCUCGACAAUAAUACUCUGAAGACUUCUUCUAGCCCAUCGUCAUCAUGAUCAUGGAAAUAUAGAUAUCAAAGAUCACAGCUCAAGCAUUAAUUUUGAUAAUCUUUUUUUCUUCAUCAUCUUUUUUAAUGAUAUGAUUUUUCAGGUUUUAAAUUAAUUGUAUAAGUAUGUGUAUGUUGAUUUUGAGAGGUUUGACUGAUGAUUACUGAACAGUAAUUUCAGAUCUAUAUUUUGAGGUUAAUUAGUUUUUAAUUGUAUUGAUGGACUCUUGAAUCUUGAUCCAUCAGAUCAUUGUAUAUGGUAAUUAAUAUAUAUAGAGUUAUAUAUGUAAAUGGUCUGAUUUUCUGCUAAGUUUAUUUCAAAUA
Molecule: messenger RNA, 2131 nt
Organism: Cannabis sativa
Lineage: Eukaryota; Viridiplantae; Streptophyta; Magnoliopsida; Rosales; Cannabaceae
Product: protein PSK SIMULATOR 3
Exons: 1
Coding region: 276-1817 (513 amino acids)
Biological process (GO): positive regulation of growth
Source: RefSeq, a predicted model, not a curated record